Molecule: messenger RNA, 869 nt
Organism: Manis pentadactyla (Chinese pangolin)
Lineage: Eukaryota; Metazoa; Chordata; Mammalia; Pholidota; Manidae
Product: enoyl-CoA delta isomerase 2-like
Exons: 5
Biological process (GO): fatty acid metabolic process
Molecular function (GO): fatty-acyl-CoA binding
Source: RefSeq, a predicted model, not a curated record
CAUCGCGUCCCUGACCAUCCCCGGCCCCGCCCCCGAACCCGGCUCCGCCCCUGCCCGAGCGGCUACCGGCCCAACCCACCCGGGGUGGCUGUGGCCGGGUUGGCUGCGGGACUGCGGCGACCCUGGUGUUCCAGCGCGGUCAGAAGCCCUCUGCAGGUGAUUAGUUUCCAAGUAUUUAAGCUGCAUGUGAGUAGAAGCACAAUGAGAGCCAGUCAGAAGGACUUUGAAAAUUCAGUGAAUCGAGUGAAACUGUUGAAGAAGGAUCCAGGAAAUGAAGCGAAGCUAAAACUCUAUGCCCUAUGUAAGCAGGCAACUGAAGGACCUUGUAAUACACCCAAACCAAGUGUUUUUGACUUGAUCAAUAAGGCUAAGUGGGACGCAUGGAAUUCUCUUGGCAGCCUGUCCAAGGAAACUGCCAGGCAGAACUAUGUGGAUAUGGUGUCCAGUCUGAACUCUUCUUCUGAAUCUUCUAGCCAAAUAAAGCCUGGAGCCGACGGGGAACAACCGGGAUAUGAAACCCUGGUGGUGACCUCUCAAGAUGGCAUCACAAAGAUCAUGUUGAACCGGCCCACCAAAAAGAAUGCCAUCAGCACUCAGAUCCUUACCACCCUUCUAGAAGAAAAUAAUACAACUGGUCACCUGCCAUCACCCACCACACCUCUUUCUUAUCACUUCUUACCACAUGCUGCUGCACUACAAAACCCUCCGCUAAGCACCUGCCCCACAAAGUACAGGAGAAUGCAACUCUGACAAUACAUGCAUUUUAAUUCCACCAUAACAAAAUCAUUGGGUCAUCUUCUGUUUGGUGAUAUUUUGUUCCUACAUGAAAUUCAAUGCAUUAAAAUUUUAUAAAUAAAAUUCCAAUUUUA